Messenger RNA from Protobothrops mucrosquamatus (brown spotted pit viper), 879 nucleotides. RefSeq names its product coiled-coil domain containing 86 (gene CCDC86). The transcript has 4 exons. Gene Ontology annotation, cellular component: nucleolus. The coding region runs from base 1 to 678 and encodes 225 amino acids. NCBI's taxonomy places the organism in Eukaryota, Metazoa, Chordata, Lepidosauria, Squamata, Viperidae. The record is from RefSeq and is a predicted model, not a curated record.
AUGGGACGUCAUCCGAAAGGGCCCUACUGGAGUCUUCCUCGUGGGGUGGGAGAAGGAGGGAGAGAGAGAGAGAGAGAGAGAGUACUGGGACUCUCUAGCAAAGAGACAGAAAGGAAGGAGAUGGCAGCGCUUAUCCCCGAGGAGCGGCUGCAAGCCGACCGACUGUCUCCAGAGGCGGAACGGGGUGAGCAACUUCAGCAGCUGGGAAACGAGGAAGGGGCUGUCGCCUUAGUGGAACCUGGAUCUGGGAAGCUGCAAGUAACUGCUUUGGGUAAGAAGCGGAAGGAGGCACCACCUAUCCCCAAAGGAAAGCCUAAAUCUGGGCGGGUAUGGAAAGACCCCGGCAAAAAGCGGUUUUCCCACAUGAUCCAGGACAAGCCUUUACAUACUUCCUGGCAACAGAAAAUGAAAAUCCGUCAGGAAAAGAAGCUAAUCAAAGAUUUUGCCCAGGAGUUGAAGGAACAAAAACAAAGAGAGCGUGAGGAGAAAAAACAGCGAAGGAGGGAUAACUUAAAAAGAAGACUAGAAAAUGAGAGGAAAGCGGAGGUUGUACAAGUGAUUCGAAAUCCCUUAAAACUGAAGCGUGCAAAGAAGAAACAUUUGCGGCGUAUUGAGAAGCGAGACACGCUGGCCUUGCUGCAGAACACCCAGGCACAACCUAAAGCAUCCAAGCAAUAAGAGAGCGGAAGUCUCUUUUGUAGCACAUUGAAAGACUUCUUGAAAUGCACAAGUUGAGACACAGAAUCCAGUGUACAAAGAGAGGUUGCUCUAUUGGCGUCUCUUGCAAUCAGCAAGAGGACCUUCCCUACCCUUCCUGCAAAAUAUGUUAUUGUAUCCGAAUAAUUUCUCUUCUCAUAGAUUUGGUAUUAAAAGAACAAA